Molecule: messenger RNA, 378 nt
Organism: Tetrahymena thermophila SB210
Lineage: Eukaryota; Ciliophora; Oligohymenophorea; Hymenostomatida; Tetrahymenidae
Exons: 1
Source: RefSeq, a predicted model, not a curated record
AUGAAUAAGAAGUUAUCUCUACUCAUACUAUUUGCUUUUCUUUUAGCAACUACUUUUGCUUAAGAUGAAGAUUUGCUUGAAAAUGAAAAAAAAAAUAAUACUACUACUGUUGCUGAGGAUGAUCAAUAAGAAGAACAAACAACAUCUAAUCUUGAAGUUGUUAAUCUUAGCCUCCGUAAAUUUAAGCAAGAAAAUGAAAAAGAAAGAAGAUUAGGAGGAUAUGAAAUGGAUGAAGAAAUGUAAAAGUAGGCUGCUCUAAUGGAAGAAAAAAUGAAAAAGAUGGGAAAGAAAAGACCACUCAUAAAAAAAGAUGGAGAUAAAAAGGUAUUUGAUUCAGCUGAUUAUUAUAAAGAGAAAGAAGAAGCUGAAAAGAACUGA